AUGUUCAAAUGCCUGGAUGAAUCAAAUGUCGAUCUUUCUACUUCCUCAGAAUGGUUAGCCAAAGGAAAUAAUGGCCCCCGAAGUGAAGCAUUAUACUGCCUUCUGCAAGAUAGAAAUUUGUUUUUUGCAAACACGAGGCCGUUAUGCAAUCACUGUAAAAAAAGUAAACAAACUGUUGAUCAUCUGGCCACUCAGUGUGGUAAAAUGCUCAAUAGCGAUUACCUCCGAAGACAUGACGAGGUGGUUAAAUGUGUCCAUCUUCAUAUUUGUCGAAUGUAUGGAAUCAAAAAGAGCAGGAAAUUAAAGACUCAUUCAGUUCAGUCGAUAUUGUCAACUCAAAAUGUAGAAAUUAGAGUUGACACGUCAAUUAUAACAGAAAAUAAAGUCAACUUCAAUAAACCGGAUAUCUUUGUUUAUGACAAGAUUAAAAAGGAAAUAACCUUAAUCGAGGUGGGCAUAACAUCUCAGGACCGCUUAAAACAAGUGGAAGUUGAGAAACUUCACAAAUAUGAUUUCCUUGCAAAUGAACUAUCACUACUCUACGAAUGCCAAGUUAAAAUUAUUCCCGUGGUUCUGACCUGGGAUGGUGUUGUCACAAGAUGCUUCAAAAAUUAUAUGGAUAAACUAUAUAUUGAAAAAUCUACAAUGACAUACAUCCAAUCGGUUGUGCUCAAAAGGACGCUAGAGAGCAUGAUAAUUGAACACAAGCAUGGAAUGAAGAUAACUGGCGAGGAAUAUGCCUCUGCGACCGAUCAACUAGUAGAAAUGGCAUGCCACCAGGACACUCCAUUCAAAGAUAAAAGACGCACAAAAACUGACGCAGAGAUAGAGAAUGAAGAGGAACAAGCAGCAGACUCUUCUCCUAAAAGGAGAAGAGAGACUACCAAUCGGGAUUGA
This is a messenger RNA of Octopus sinensis (East Asian common octopus), 897 nucleotides long. RefSeq lists its product as uncharacterized. Lineage: Eukaryota; Metazoa; Mollusca; Cephalopoda; Octopoda; Octopodidae. The transcript has a single exon. The coding region runs from base 1 to 897 and encodes 298 amino acids. The record is from RefSeq and is a predicted model, not a curated record.